AUGAAACUUCGUCUAUCUUCACCUUCAUACUUCUUCCUGUAUAUUCAAUCUUCUUCAUCUAUUUUCAACUUCAUUCUUCUUCCCCUAGAUUCUUUUUCAAUCAUCUUCCUCUACCUUCAUCUUCAUUCUUCUUCCUAUAUAUUCUGCUUCAUUCUUCUUCGUCUAUCUUCCUCCUCUACAUUCUCUCUCAAUCAUCUUCCUCUACCUACACCUUCCUUCAUUCUCCUUCCUCUACCUUCACCUUCAUUCUUCUUUAGCUACAUUAAAUCUCCUUCCUCUACCUUCUCCUUAAAUCUCCUUCCUCUACCUUCACCUUCAUUCUCCUUCCUCUACCUUCACCUUCAUUCGCCUUCCUCUACCUUCACCUUCAUUCUCCUUCCUCUACCUUCAUCUUCAUUCGCCUUCCUCUACCUUCACCUUCAUUCUCCUUCCUCUACCUUCACCUUCAUCCUCCUUCCUCUACCUUCAUCUUCAUCCGCCUUCCUCUACCUUCACCUUCAUUCUCCUUCCUCUACCUUCACCUUCAUUCGCCUUCCUCUACCUUCACCUUCAUUCUCCUUCCUCUACCUUCACCUUCAUCCUCCUUCCUCUACUUUCAUCUUCAUCCGCCUUCCUCUACCUUCACCUUCAUUCUCCUUCCUCUACCUUCACCUUCAUCCUCCUUCCUCUACCUUCACCUUCAUUCUCCUUCCUCUACCUUCACCUUCAUUCUCCUUCCUCUACCUUCACCUUCAUCCUCCUUCCUCUACCUUCAUCUUCAUACGCCUUCCUCUACCUUCACCUUCAUUCUCCUUCCUCUGCCUUCACCUUCAUUCGCCUUCCUCUACCUUCACCUUCAUUCGCCUUCCUCUACCUUCACCUUCAUUCUCCUUCCUCUACCUUCACCUUCAUCCUCCUUCCUCUACCUUCAUCUUCAUCCGCCUUCCUCUACCUUCACCUUCAUUCUCCUUCCUCUACCUUCACCUUCAUCCUCCUUCCUCUACCUUCACCUUCAUCCUCCUUCCUCUACCUUCACCUUCAUUCUCCUUCCUCUACCUUCACCUUCAUCCUCCUUCCUCUACCUUCACCUUCAUUCUCCUUCCUCUACCUUCACCUUCAUCCUCCUUCCUCUACCUUCAUCCUCCUUCCUCUACCUUCAUCUUCAUUCUCCUUCCUCUACCUUCAUCUUCAUUCUCCUUCCUCUACCUUCACCUUCAUUCUCCUUCCUCUACCUUCACCUUCAUUCUCCUUCCUCUACCUUCACCUUCAUCCUCCUUCCUCUACCUUCACCUUCAUUCCUUUCCUUUCCCUUCAUUUCUCCCUCCUCUCCUUCAUCCCUUUCAUUCAUCCUUCCUCUACCUUCACCUUCAUUCAUCCUCCUUCCUCUACCUUCACCUUCAUUCUCCUUCCUCUUCACCUUCACCUUCACCUUCCUCCUUCCUCUACAUCUUCAUUCAUUCCUUCCUCUACCUUCACCUUCAUUCUCCUUUCCUCUACCUUCACCUUCAUUCUCCUUCCUCUACCUUCAUCUUCAUUCCUUCCUUCCUCUACCUUCACCUUCAUUCUCCUUCCUCUACCUUCACCUUCAUCCUCCUUCCUCUACAUCUUCAUUCGCCUUCCUCUACCUUCACCUUCAUUCUCCUUCCUCUACCUUCACCUUCAUUCUCCUUCCUCUACCUUCACCUUCAUUCUGCUUCCUCUACCUUCACCUUCAUUCUCCUUCCUCUACCUUCACCUUCAUCCUCCUUCCUCUACUUUCAUCUUCAUCCGCCUUCCUCUACCUUCACCUUCAUUCUCCUUCCUCUACCUUCACCUUCAUCCUCCUUCCUUACCUUCACCUUCAUCUUCCUUUACCUUCAUUCAUCCUUCCUCCUACCUUCACCUUCAUUCUCUUUCCUCUGCCUUCACCUUCAUUCUCCUUCCUCUACCUUCACCUUCAUUCAUUCUUCUUCCUCUACCUUCACCUUCAUUCUCCUUCCUCUACCUUCACCUUCAUCCUCCUUCCUCUACCUUCAUCUUCAUCCUACCUUCAUCUUCAUCCUCCUUCCUCUACCUUCACCUUCAUUCUCCUUCCUCUACCUUCACCUUCAUUCUCCUUCCUCUACCUUCACCUUCAUCCUCCUUCCUCUACCUUCACCUUCAUUCUCCUUCCUCUACCUUCACCUUCAUCCUCCUUCCUCUACCUUCACCUUCAUCCUCCUUCCUCUACCUUCACCUUCAUUCUCCUUCCUCUACCUUCACCUUCAUUCUCAUUCCUCUACCUUCACCUUCAUCCUCCUUCCUCUACCUUCACCUUCAUUCUCCUUCCUCUACCUUCACCUUCAUCCUCCUUCCUCUACCUUCACCUUCAUUCUCCUUCCUCUACCUUCUCCUUCAUUCUCCUUCCUCUACCUUCACCUUCAUCCUCCUUCCUCUACCUUCACCUUCAUCCUCCUUCCUCUACCUUCACCUUCAUUCUCUUUCCUCUACCUUCAAUGUUCUUUCUCUAUCUUCUUUUUCAAUCUUCUUUCUCUACAUUGUCCUUCAAUCUUCUAUUUUCUCCUUCAUACUUCUUUCUCUGUCUUCUUUAUAUUCUUCUUCAUCUUCUUAUUUUAUUUCUUGUUUCUUGUUUAUUAUUGUGCACCUUCUUCUACAGCUUCUUAUUCUCAUAAUUACUAUUAUUAA
Molecule: messenger RNA, 2643 nt
Organism: Acanthosepion pharaonis
Lineage: Eukaryota; Metazoa; Mollusca; Cephalopoda; Sepiida; Sepiidae
Source: the annotation of a GenBank genome assembly